GCCAGGAGAGGCCCAAGAUGAGAGCCCUGGGAGCUGUUGUCACUCUCCUGCUCUGGGGACAGCUUUUUGCUGUGGACUUGAGCAAUGAUGCCAUGGAUACUGCAGAUGACAGCUGCCCAAAGCCACCAGAGAUCGAAAAUGGCUACGUGGAGCACUUGGUUCGCUAUCGCUGCCGCCAACACUACAGACUACGGACUGAAGGCGACGGAGUGUAUACCCUAAACAGUGAGAAGCAGUGGGUGAACACAGCUGCUGGAGAGAGACUCCCCGAGUGUGAGGCAGUGUGUGGGAAGCCGAAGCAUCCCGUGGACCAGGUGCAGCGCAUCAUAGGUGGUUCUCUGGAUGCCAAGGGCAGCUUUCCUUGGCAGGCCAAGAUGGUCUCCCGCCACGAACUCAUCACAGGGGCCACACUGAUCAGUGACCAGUGGCUGCUGACCACGGCCAAAAACCUCUUCCUGAAUCACAGCGAGGAUGCGACAUCCAAGGACAUUGCCCCUACCUUAAAACUCUACGUGGGAAAAAUGCAGCCGGUGGAGAUUGAGAAGGUGGUUAUCCACCCCAACCGCUCUGUGGUGGACAUUGGGUUAAUCAAGCUCAGACAGAAGGUGCCUGUCAACGAGAGAGUGAUGCCCAUCUGCCUGCCUUCCAAAGACUACAUAGCACCAGGCCGCAUGGGCUAUGUGUCUGGCUGGGGGCGGAAUGCCAACUUCAGGUUUACUGAUCGUCUCAAGUACGUCAUGCUGCCCGUGGCUGACCAGGACAGCUGUAUGCUUCACUAUGAGGGUAGCACAGUGCCCGAGGAAGGCUCCAAGAGUCCUGUUGGGGUACAGCCCAUCUUGAAUGAGCAUACCUUCUGUGCUGGCAUGACCAAGUACCAGGAAGACACCUGCUAUGGCGAUGCUGGCAGUGCCUUUGCCAUUCACGACCUGGAGCAGGACACCUGGUAUGCAGCUGGGAUCCUGAGCUUUGAUAAGAGCUGUUCUGUAGCUGAGUAUGGCGUGUACGUGAAGGUGAACUCCUUCCUGGACUGGAUUCAGGAAACCAUGGCCAAGAACUAGUGCAAUACUGACUGGA
This is a messenger RNA of Mesocricetus auratus (golden hamster), 1074 nucleotides long. It is a transcript of the gene Hp, whose product is annotated as haptoglobin. Gene Ontology annotation, cellular component: extracellular region. Gene Ontology annotation, molecular function: hemoglobin binding; serine-type endopeptidase activity. Lineage: Eukaryota; Metazoa; Chordata; Mammalia; Rodentia; Cricetidae. Gene Ontology annotation, biological process: acute inflammatory response; proteolysis. The record is from RefSeq and is marked provisional.